GACGUGGCACCGGCUCUCGGCUACGAGGGGAGGCGUAGCCGGUCGGUAGAGGGAGGCGGUGUUGGCGGAAGAGGUUCGGUGGCCGAUGGCUGCUCCGAAUCGGAAGUCUGUCUAAUGCUCCUCCUCGGUCCAGGAGCCCUUCACUGGAUUGACAAUGACAUCUUUUCAAGAAGUCCCAUUGCAGACUUCCAACUUUGCCCAUGUCAUUUUUCAAAAUGUGGCCAAGAGUUAUCUUCCUAAUGCACACCUGGAAUGUCAUUACACCUUAACUCCAUAUAUCCAUCCACAUCCAAAAGAUUGGGUUGGUAUAUUCAAGGUCGGAUGGAGUACUGCUCGUGAUUAUUAUACAUUUUUAUGGUCCCCUAUGCCUGAACAUUAUGUAGAAGGAUCAACAGUCAAUUGUGUGCUAGCAUUUCAAGGAUAUUAUCUUCCAAAUGAUGAUGGAGAAUUUUAUCAGUUCUGUUAUGUCACCCAUAAGGGUGAAAUUCGUGGAGCAAGUACACCUUUCCAGUUUCGAGCUUCUUCUCCAGUUGAAGAGUUGCUUACUAUGGAAGACGAAGGAAAUUCUGACAUGUUGGUGGUGACCACAAAAGCUGGCCUUCUUGAGUUAAAAAUUGAGAAAACCAUGAAAGAAAAAGAAGAGCUGUUAAAGUUAAUUGCCAUUCUGGAAAAAGAAACAGCUCAACUUCGAGAGCAAGUUGGAAGAAUGGAAAGAGAACUUAACCAUGAGAAAGAAAGAUGUGACCAACUGCAAGCAGAGCAAAAGGGUCUUACUGAAGUAUCACAAAGUUUAAAAAUGGAAAAUGAAGAGUUUAAGAAGAGAUACAGUGAUGCUACAUCCAAAGCUCUUCAGCUUGAGGAAGAUAUUGUGUCAGUGACACAUAAAGCAAUUGAGAAAGAAACUGAACUAGACAGUUUAAAAGACAAACUCAGAAAGGCACUGCAUGAAAAAGAACAACUUGAAUGUCAGUUGAAGACGGAAAAGGAUGAGAAGGAACUUUAUAAGGUACAUUUGAAGAAUACAGAAAUAGAAAAUACCAAGCUUGUGUCAGAGGUCCAGACUUUAAAGAAUUUAGAUGGGAACAAAGAAAGUAUGAUUAGUCAUUUCAAAGAAGAGAUUGGCAGACUGCAGUGCUGUUUGGCUGAAAAGGAAAAUCUGCAAAGGGCUUUCCUACUUACCACCUCAAGUAAAGAAGAUACAUUUUUUUUAAAGGAGCAACUACGUAAAGCAGAGGAACAGGUCCAGGCAACUCGGCAAGAAGUUGUCUUUUUGGCUAAAGAACUUAGUGAUGCUGUAAAUGUGCGAGAUAAAAUGAUGGCAGAUCUAUAUACCGCACGCUUGGAAAAUGAGAAAGUAAAAAAGCAGUUAGCUGAUACAGUGGCAGAACUUAAACUAAAUGCUGUGAAAAAAGAUCAGGAAAAGAGUGAUACACUGGAACAUGAAUUGAAAAGAGAAGUUGAAGAUCUGAAACUCCGUCUUCAGAUGGCUGCAGAUCAUUAUAAAGAAAAAUUUAAGGAAUGCCAGAGGCUCCAAAAGCAAAUAAAUAAACUUUUAGACCAAUCAGCCAAUAAUAAUAGUGUCUUCACAAAGAAAAUUGGGAAUCAGCAGAAAGUGAAUGAUGCUUCAAUAAACACAGACCCAGCCACUUCUGCCUCUACUAUAGAUGUAAAGCCAUCAUCUUCUGCAGCAGAGACAGAUUUUGACAUGGUAACAAAGGGACAAGUCUGUGAAAUGACCAAAGAAAUUGCUGACAAAACAGAAAAGUAUAAUAAAUGUAAACAGCUCUUGCAGGAUGAGAAAAUAAAAUGCAAUAAAUAUGCUGAUGAACUUGCAAAAAUGGAGCUUAAGUGGAAAGAACAAGUGAAAAUUGCUGAAAAUGUAAAACUUGAACUCGCUGAAGUAGAGGACAGUUAUAAAGAACUUAAAAGGAGUAUACAAAAUUCAACAGAAAGGAGAAUGGAAGGUCAGAAUUCCCAGAGUUCUCAGCAGGUCUCACAAGGUCUCAACACAUGCUCAGAGCAAAAUGGUCAUGUUCCUGCACUGCCAGAUGCACAACCACUUCUGCAGUAUGGUAAUCCUUAUGCAACACAGGAAACAAGAGAUGGAGCAGAUGGUGCUUUUUACCCAGAUGAAAUCCAAAGGCCACCUGUGAGAGUCCCCUCUUGGGGACUGGAAGACAAUGUUGUCUGCAGCCAGCCUGCUCGAAACCUUAGUCGACCUGAUGGUUUAGAAGACCCCGAGGAUAGCAAAGAAGAUGAGAAUGUGCCCACUGCUCCUGAUCCUCCAAGUCAACAUUUACAUGGGCAUGGAACAGGCUUUUGCUUUGAUUCCAGCUUUGAUGUUCACAAGAAGUGUCCCCUCUGUGAAUUAAUGUUCCCUCCUAACUAUGAUCAGAGCAAAUUUGAAGAGCAUGUUGAAAGUCACUGGAAGGUGUGCCCGAUGUGCAGUGAGCAGUUCCCUCCUGACUAUGACCAGCAGGGGUUUGAGAGGCAUGUUCAGACCCAUUUUGAUCAGAAUGUUCUAAAUUUUGACUAGUUACUUUUUAUUAUGAGCUAAUGCAGUUUAGCAGUUAAAAACAAGUCACCUUAAAUAGACCACUGAGGAGGCCACCAGGUGUCACUUUCAUGCACCCUCUCCUGCACUUUUCUGACCAAGAGUUUCUUUGAGUUUGGUGUUACUAGGGUCAGGGUCAGUCUUUGGCUUAUCAAUAAAUAUAAUUUUAACCUCUCUCAAUCCUACCUGCUUUAAGAAAAGAAGUUCUUGUGUGUUUAUAUCUUUAUUUAUUCCCUAGUUUGCAAAAUUAUAUGAAUAAAGGAUACAGGGAUUAUUUUAAUGUUACUGCACUGAAAAAAUAUGUAUUAGCGUGCUAGAUUUAGCAGAAUAUUUACAAGUUUCUGUGACCUUGUUGAUUGAGCAUGACUACUAAAUAUUAUGUAAUAAAAAGCAUUAUAACAAUCGCGGGAAGUAAUUCUUUGAAUACAGAAAGUUCCACAAUUUAGUCCAUAAUUUAGUUUUUAAAUCUUCUUUAGAAAUGGAGCUGCAUUGUAGAAUGAGAUCACAUGCUUGCAGAUAUCCUUUUUAUAUGUGAAAUGUUGGCUUUAGGAAUUAAUAGAUGGCAUAUUUUGCUAAUUUUAUGACAAAAUAUUUUAGAAUAACCUGAAUGAUUAUUUUAAAACCAUCUUGAAACUGUACUUAUACCUAAUGGGAAAGUGGAACAAGCUAUUUCAGUAUAAUUGUUAUGAUCUCAUGACAGUGGAGUUUGUGGCAUAAGACACAGAAUAUGUAUCAGUAUCAUUUUCACAUUUUCCUGAUGAGAAUAUAAAUUUGAAAAAAUUCUCAAUAAGUGUAUGUAAAAAAUGUAAGUGCAUUAACCCAAAUCAAUCAGUGUGUUUCUUUAGUUAUGUCUCUGCUGUAUAGAACUCUCAUUAUUAACAUUAAAGAGGACACAUUUUUGGAGGUCUAA
Molecule: messenger RNA, 3464 nt
Organism: Cynocephalus volans (Philippine flying lemur)
Lineage: Eukaryota; Metazoa; Chordata; Mammalia; Dermoptera; Cynocephalidae
Gene: TAX1BP1
Product: Tax1 binding protein 1
Exons: 17
Coding region: 155-2536 (793 amino acids)
Biological process (GO): negative regulation of apoptotic process
Source: RefSeq, a predicted model, not a curated record